Messenger RNA from Podospora bellae-mahoneyi, 731 nucleotides. RefSeq lists its product as uncharacterized. The record is from RefSeq and is a predicted model, not a curated record. Gene Ontology annotation, biological process: regulation of gene expression; maturation of 5.8S rRNA. Gene Ontology annotation, cellular component: exosome (RNase complex); nucleolus. Bases 189 to 731 code for a protein of 180 amino acids. Lineage: Eukaryota; Fungi; Ascomycota; Sordariomycetes; Sordariales; Podosporaceae. The transcript is spliced from 3 exons. Gene Ontology annotation, molecular function: DNA binding; RNA binding.
CCCCUGUCGAUAUUUUUGCAGUGUGGAUCACUUUCAAACGACGCCUGUCAGCAAAACCAGACGGUACGUCUAACUUCGACGACUUCAUUCAUCAAACCACACUCGGCUACUUAUUGAGCUCAAGUCUCGAUCUAAUACACACAGACAUUAGUAGUUUUCGUGUUAAGCUCACCCGAAUCGCAUCCACGAUGGACGUCAGCGACGUGACUCCAGAGUUGGAACAGCUGGAGCUGGACCUCAACACACUCCAGGAAGUACUUCAACCACUUUUGAGUGAUGUCGGCGAUGUUUCGUCCAAGAUGCCACUUCUCGACAAGGCCAAGCUUUAUGUCUUGGUGUGCUAUGCGAUUGAAUCACUCAUAUUCUCGUCGUUGCGCCUAAAUGGAGCUGAUGCAAAAAGCCACCCCGUUUUCACAGAGUUAACCCGCGUCAGGCAGUACUUUGAGAAGAUCCAGAAACUCGAGUCACCCCCAGAAGAGCGUGAAAACACGGUCAACACCGAGGCGGUGGCUCGCUUUGUCAGGAAUGAUCUGGCCGACAACAAGGACAUCAAGAACAAGCUGACGGAGCUGAUUGCCAAAGAAAAAGCGAAGGCCGAAGCCAAAGCCGCCACGGCUGCUGCGGAAAAGAAGCGGCCUGCAGAGAACUCAACAUCAGAAGUUCGUCCUGAAGAAGCUGGGAACAAGAUUGCCAAACGGCCGAAGCGUGAUGGAUCCAAGAAGAAGAAAUGA